AUGGAAGACGCUCCCACUGUAGCAGUCAUAGGACUAGGACCGGCUGGCCUCGUAGCAUUGAAGAACCUGCGAGAAGAAGGAUUCCACGCCACGGGUUUCGACCGCAACGACCACGUCGGCGGAUUAUGGCAGUACUCGGAGAAAGAGCAAACAUCGGUAAUGCAAACCACAACCGUAAACGUCUCAAAAGAGCGAUCGUGUUACACUGAUUUCCCUUACCCGGACGACGUACCGUCACAUCCAGCGGCUACGCAGGUUCAGCAAUACUUGACAGACUAUUCGAAGCAUUUCGGAUUAGAACCGUAUAUGCGGCUUAGUACUGCCAUCGAGCAAAUCACGUUCGAUGACGAGCGGGAGAAAUGGGUUGUAGAUGUGAAAGGUGGCGUGAAGGAGUACUUUGAUAAAGUUGUUGUAGCGAUUGGGGGUAUGGUUGGUAAGGCCAGUCUGCCAGUCAUAGAAGGCGUGGAAAAGUUUGCUGGACCUAGUGUGCACUCGCAAGCUUUCAAGCGGCCGGCAGACUACAAGGGGAAGAGAGUCAUGGUUGUAGGGUUCAGCAACAGUGCGGCGGAUACAUCUACUCAGCUGUUCCCGCGGCGCAUAAAGGGUGUCCCGAUAGACCACACGCACAACCUACGUCUCGCCACCUUCCAAAGUCUCGUCAUAACAUACUUCCCUCGCCUCGGCGAGUUCCUCUUCGAUAAAUUCCUCAAGAAACUGCAAGACCAGAGUUUCAACAUCCGCCCUGAAUGGCGCUUCGAGCCCGCAAGUAAGGUACCAGUGGUAUCUGAUACGUUAGUCCCCUGCCUCGAGGACGGCAGCAUCACAUCAGUCGCAGGCAUCAAACGCAUUGUGAAUGCUACUGAGGUAGAGUUGCAAGACGGGACAAAAGUUGACGUGGACGCAAUAAUCUGGUGUACGGGCUACAAGUCCGACUUCAGCAUGAUCGAGCCGCGUUUCAAUCCUGAAUGUCGGCCUCAAGCGUGGCUCGACGCGCCGGGCUCGAAUGGGAAGUCGCUCUUCCGUCUCUACAAGAACGUGUUUUCACUCGAGAAGCCGGAUAGUCUGGCGUUCAUGGCUACUGUACACAUAACGAUUAGUGGGUUUAAGAUUUUCGCCCAGGUCUGGGCGGGCAAAUCCUCUCUACCCUCACUUCCGGAUAUGAAGCUCGCUGUGGAUAAACACCACGUGUGGUUAGCAGAGACGGCAAAGCGUGUUUACAACUUGUCGCCAGGGCAAUGUGAGACAGGUGAUUGGGUCGCGGCCAUGGACAAUCUUGCCGGUACCGGUGUCAACGAGUACCUGGGAUACGGGUGGAAAGGCUGGCUGUUUUGGCUUCAGAACAGGAAGUUUUGCAACCUGCUGAUGGGCGGGAUAUGGAGUCCGCACAUACAUCGCGUGUUCAGCACAGGCAAGAGGAAGUGCUGGGAUGGCGCUAGGGAGGCGAUUGAGAGAGUAAAUGAGAGUGUUGCUAAGAUGAGGAAAGAAGAAAAGAAGAAGAGUGGUUGA
Molecule: messenger RNA, 1506 nt
Organism: Alternaria conjuncta
Lineage: Eukaryota; Fungi; Ascomycota; Dothideomycetes; Pleosporales; Pleosporaceae
Exons: 4
Coding region: 1-1506 (501 amino acids)
Molecular function (GO): NADP binding; N,N-dimethylaniline monooxygenase activity; flavin adenine dinucleotide binding
Source: RefSeq, a predicted model, not a curated record